This is a messenger RNA of Pygocentrus nattereri (red-bellied piranha), 2135 nucleotides long. It is a transcript of the gene evx2, whose product is annotated as even-skipped homeobox 2. The record is from RefSeq and is a predicted model, not a curated record. The transcript is spliced from 3 exons. The coding region runs from base 419 to 1693 and encodes 424 amino acids. Gene Ontology annotation, biological process: regulation of transcription by RNA polymerase II. Gene Ontology annotation, cellular component: nucleus. Lineage: Eukaryota; Metazoa; Chordata; Actinopteri; Characiformes; Serrasalmidae. Gene Ontology annotation, molecular function: DNA-binding transcription factor activity, RNA polymerase II-specific; RNA polymerase II cis-regulatory region sequence-specific DNA binding.
GGCCGCCUCCAUCAUCCUCGCGCGGCCCCUCUCCCUCUUUUAUUUGCUUAUAAACCUGUUACAAUAAAUGAUCAUGCGAGCGGCGUCACGCGCACCUUUAACGGCGGAGCCGCGAGCCACUUUUUGAUGAAUGACAUCUCGGACCGGAGAGGAUGCACGGGUCAUUUUGAGCAGUUACUCGUCGCCCGCACUGGCAUUCUUCUCUCUCUCACUCUCACUCUCUCUCUAACUGUCUCUCUUUCUCACUGUCUCUCUCUCUCUCUCUUCCGUUCUUUUUUUCUUUCUAUCUCUCUUUUUUGCUAGUUUCGUUCCGCUCAUAAAGGUGUUAUAUUAUUUCGAGGCAGUAGCAGAGCUGAAUGUGGAUUAGCUCCGCCGCCGCUCGCCGGACUUCGCCUGCUUUCUCCUGCGCCACGUCUCCAUGGAGAGGAUAAGAAAAGAGAUGAUUCUGAUGGAGAGGGGACUGCACAGUCCCGUUGCAGCCAAGCGCCUCUCCAACCUGUCGGACUCGAGCGGCGGCGGCGCGGUGCUCGAGGCCCUGGAGAACUCCGCGCACGCGGGCCGCCUGAGCCCCAGACUGCCCGCGGCCUCGCUGCACGGCGCCCUGGGCGACAUGCCCGCCAAAGGCAAGUUCGAGAUCGACAGCCUGUUCGGGAACCACCACGCAAGCGACAACAGCGCAUCGGUCGACAUCUCGAGCUCGGACGGCAGGAAGAAAGUGAGCCUGUACCCGGAGGUGUCCACCGACUCCGAGAUGAACAGCGACGUGGAAGUGGGGUGUCCGGCUCACCGCUCACCGGGCAGCGCGAGCCAGCACAAGGAAAACAACAACAAAGGUUUCUCCGACAAUAACUCAGGCAGCUCCAACUCGAGCUCCUCGUCUGUCUCCAACCACAACGGCAACUCCAUCGGGAGCUCCAACAACUCCAGCUCAGACCAGGUGCGCAGGUACCGCACCGCUUUUACCAGAGAGCAGAUCGCCAGACUGGAGAAGGAGUUUUACAGGGAAAACUAUGUCUCUCGACCCAGGAGGUGUGAGCUAGCUGCAGCAUUAAACCUGCCUGAGACCACAAUAAAGGUGUGGUUCCAGAACCGGCGAAUGAAGGACAAGAGGCAGCGCCUGGCCAUGUCCUGGCCACAUCCGGCCGAUCCCAGCUUCUACACCUACAUGAUGACGCACGCGGCGGCGACCGGAAGUCUGCCCUACCCCUUUCAUUCGCACAUGCCCCUGCACUACUACCCCCACGUCGGCGUGACGGCGGCGGCGGCCGCGGCCGCAGCUUCGGGCGCCGCGUCCUCGCCUUUCGCCACCUCCAUCCGGCCCCUCGACACGUUCCGCGCGCUCUCGCACCCCUACUCGCGGCCCGAGCUGCUCUGCAGUUUCCGACACCCGGGACUCUACCAGUCGCCCGCGGGCCUCAACAGCUCGGCGGCGGCUUCGGCGGCAGCGGCGGCAGCAGCGGCAGCGGCGGCCGCGGUCAGCGCGCCCUCCGCCACGGGGCCCUGCUCGUGCCUCAGCUGCCACAGUAGUCAGGCGGCUGGGGCGCUGGGCUCGCGCGGCGCCGGCUCUGACUUCACGUGCACGGCGAGCACACAGCGCUCCGAGAGCGGAUUCCUGCCCUAUUCGGCCGCCGUGCUGAGCAAAACCGCCGUGCCCUCGCCUGACCAGAGAGAAGAAAGCGCUCUCAAUAGAUAACUUAGCACUGGACCGUUCUGAGGGGGAUGCCACUUUUUUGUUUAUGUUAAACUCGUCGAACUUGUUUAAGGUGUUCUGUUAGCAGCAUUUGCAAUUAAGGAAAUAAUAGGGACAAAAAUGCCAUUCCAAGCAAUCAGCCACUGUCUAAGCAAACAAAAGAUAAAACCACACACAGUUAAGCUCUUAAAACGGUAAUAAUCAGAAAUGACGUUUCAGGCCUGUUCAAGCAGCGCGUCAAGACAGACAGAAAGCUUCAAUACAAUAAUAGACAGUAGACUCUUUUAGUCUAUUUACUUAUUUUUUAUCGUUAUUUCUUUCUUUCCGUUCUUCAUCUGUAAGCAAAUCUUUCUCGCCAUAGCACCCACGCCGUCUGUGCUAUAAGGAGAAAAAUACAAUGCAUGUGUCUACUGAGGUAUCAGGACCAGGACAAGGAUGCCGUGCU